Messenger RNA from Arvicanthis niloticus (Nile rat), 2031 nucleotides. RefSeq lists its product as uncharacterized. Gene Ontology annotation, molecular function: RNA polymerase II transcription regulatory region sequence-specific DNA binding; DNA-binding transcription factor activity, RNA polymerase II-specific. Lineage: Eukaryota; Metazoa; Chordata; Mammalia; Rodentia; Muridae. Gene Ontology annotation, biological process: regulation of transcription by RNA polymerase II. The record is from RefSeq and is a predicted model, not a curated record. Gene Ontology annotation, cellular component: nucleus.
AUGGUUGGCAGCAUGGAAGCUGGCAGCAAUGUGGGGGGCAGCAGCGUGGCGCGCAAAUCCCAGCGCAGCAGGGUGGUUUGGCAAGCCUCUCAAAAGGAGGCCCUGCUAUCAGCUUUCAGCAAGAGUCCUUACGUGAGCUUUGCACAGAGGCAGAACCUGGCCAGUCAAAUGGGGGUCCCCGAUUCCUGCAUCCGCGUGUGGUUUCAGAACCGCAGAAGUCGCACUGGAGCCGUGGGGCAGGAGCUUGGUUCCAGGGCACAGGGUGGAGGCAUGCCGUCAGACCACAGGCGGCCUCGCACUCGAAUCACUUCAGCCCAGCGCAGGAUCCUACUGCAAGCCUUCGAGAGGAACCCGCGGCCAGGCUUUGCUACUCGGGAGGAGCUGGCACAGAGGACAGGUUUGCUCGAGGACACGGUCUACAUCUGGUUUCAGAACAGAAGAGCGCGGUGCCUCAGCAGGGGCAGGCCCACAGCUCAAGAUCAAGACUUGCUGGCCUCAAGUGGGGCAGAUGAGGCCCGCGGAGGUGCGGGUGCCAGGGAGCAUGAAGGUGCCCGGGACAGUUUGUUGCCCCUGGCUGCUGCAGGGCUUACAGAUUCCUCCAGUCCCAGCGACCUGCCAAACUUCUGCACAGAGUCCCAGCUGUGCCAAUCGGAAGAGCCCUGUGGACCAGUCCAAGAAGAGGCCCCCGCUCAAGCAAGGAACACAGGCCCUCUCGAGCUGUUCCUUCCUCAAUGGCUAGACCAAGCCCAAGCGGAGGAGCUUGUGCCAGCCCCUCUGGAUUUGGAUGGAGUUCUGGAUGGCAGGGAGCUGGAAGGUGCCCACGACAGCUUGUUGCCACUGCCUCCCACUGGCGGUGUGGCCAUGGAUCCAUCGAGUCCCAGCGACCUCCCGACCUUCUGCACAGAAUCCCAGCCAUCCCAAGUGGAAGAGCCCUCCGGACCAGGCCAAGCACAGGCCCCCACUCAAGCAAGCAACACAAACCCUCUGGAGUUCUUCCUUGAUCAACUGCUGACCGAGGUCCAAGUGGAGGAGCAUGGCCAAACUCCAUCCCAUCCAACCUUCUUUGACCCAUGCUAUGCUGUCCGCUUGUGUCUCAACUCUCCCGAACCGCAGAAGUCGCACUGGAGCCGUGGGGCAGGAGCUUGGUUUCCAGGGCACAGGGUGGAGGCAUGCCGUCAGACCACAGGCCGGCCUCGCACUCGAAUCACUUCAGCCCAGCGCAGGAUCCUACUGCAAGCCUUCGAGAGGAACCCGCGGCCAGGCUUUGCUAUUCGGGGAGGAGCUGGCACAGAGGACAGGUUUGCUCGAGGACACGGUCUACAUCUGGUUUUCAGAACAGAAGAGCGCCGGUGCCUCAGCAGGGCAGGCCCACAGCUCAAGAUCAAGACUUGCUGGCCUCAAGUGGGGCAGGAUGAGGCCCGCGGAGGUGCGGGUGCCAGGGAGCAUGAAGGUGCCCGGGACAGCUUGUUGCCCCUGGCUGCUGCAGGGCUUACAGAUUCCUCCAGUCCCAGCGACCUGCCAAACUUCUGCACAGAGUCCCAGCUGUGCCAAUCGGAAGAGCCCUGUGGACCAGUCCAAGAAGAGGCCCCCGCUCAAGCAAGGAACACAGGCCCUCUCGAGCUGUUCCUUCCUCAAUGGCUAGACCAAGCCCAAGCGGAGGAGCUUGUGCCAGCCCCUCUGGAUUUGGAUGGAGUUCUGGAUGGCAGGGAGCUGGAAGGUGCCCACGACAGCUUGUUGCCACUGCCUCCCACUGGCGGUGUGGCCAUGGAUCCAUCGAGUCCCAGCGACCUCCCGACCUUCUGCACAGAAUCCCAGCCAUCCCAAGUGGAAGAGCCCUCCGGACCAGGCCAAGCACAGGCCCCCACUCAAGCAAGCAACACAAACCCUCUGGAGUUCUUCCUUGAUCAACUGCUGACCGAGGUCCAAGUGGAGGAGCAUGGGUCAGCUCCUCUGGAUCUGGAGCCAAUAGACACAGUAGCUGAGCUGUCUCUUUCUCAAGAGGAUUACCAGGCUCUGCUGGAUAUGCUCUGA